Messenger RNA from Cannabis sativa, 2302 nucleotides. RefSeq lists its product as uncharacterized. NCBI's taxonomy places the organism in Eukaryota, Viridiplantae, Streptophyta, Magnoliopsida, Rosales, Cannabaceae. The record is from RefSeq and is a predicted model, not a curated record. The transcript has 11 exons. The coding region runs from base 91 to 1929 and encodes 612 amino acids.
UUAACAAUUUGUUUAUGCAUUUAAUAUUUCGUAUACAGUACUUGUUAUAUAUAUAGCUAACUUUAAAUUUUGUUUGUUAAUGGUGUAGACAUGGCCAACUCGGAAUCAGGAUCUGAUUCAGGCGCACAAAAUGAGUGUCCAACCUUGAUACCUACACGAGGGUCGACGCAGAUGAAUGAAAUAUCCAAACUAAUGGAUCAAAACAAAAGAGUGGCCCUCGAGGUUAAUGACAAAGGACAAUACUGCGGGAAAAGCUAUGCGAAGCUCGUAUCCACUCUAGGAGUCAGAUGUCGGCAGACGAUAGGGUUGUCCUAUAAAAACUGGAAAGAAGUCAACUCGACUCUGAAAAAUAAAGUUUGGAAAGACAUACAGACGGGGUUCAUUGUGUCGGACUCCUUCAAACAUGAUUGUCUCAUCCUAGCUGGGAAGUUAAUGAAAGACUUCAAGAAUAGGAUGACAAAAGACAUCAUAAUGCCCGCUUUGAAAGAGAAGGAUCUGGGACGACUGGCACAAGUCCCUGAAAAGCAUCCCGAGAUCGACGCUGCUGAUUGGUGCAAAUUGGUUGAAAGUCGAAUAACUCCUCAAUUUCUGGAAUUGAGUAAGGUGCAACGUGAACGUUCCUCGAAAAUUCAAUCCAGACAUCGAAGUGGUCGAAGUGGGAUGGUGAACGUACGGGAAGUUGUGAAAAAUAAUCUCGAAGUUGCAGAUCCCCCCCGCCACCGUGUUUGGAUUAAAUCUCGCACCAAGAGUCGAAAACUUGUCACUGAUUACGACAAGGAAAUUACAGAGAAGAUAGCUCAAUUAGAGGAGAAGCUUAGUCAGGGACAAAUUAAGGUCCAGGGCCAAAACGAUAUCCUGACGCAGGCGCUCGGGACACCAGAGCAUCUUGGACGUGUCAGGGCUGCUGGGUUCCUGACCAGGGCAUCUCAACUGUUCGGCAGGGAGAAAAGGAAAGUGUCUGAUGUUGUGGCUCGGCAAGCGAAGGAGAUUGAAAAAUUAAAAGUCGAAGUCGAAUCCCUUAAGCAGAAGAGAAACGCUACCGAACAAGAGGAAGAAGGAGAGGUGGCUGGUGAGGCGUAUGUUCCACAACCAUACGCUCCUCAGGAUGAGGUACAACCACAAACUUAUGCUGAGGAGUUUAUUGCCCUCAACGACCAAGGUAUCCUGUAUAAUUUCGAUGACCAUGCAGCCCUUAAUCAGCAAGUACAUCUCUACUCUGACAACAUCGACAACAUUGUGGCCCGAGCGUAUUUGUACGAGCAUGUUGGUAUAAUCCAAGUUCACUGCCAGAUUUACGAUGAUUCACAUGCCCGGAUUAUGGUUUCGGAAAUCCUGCAAGAGGACGCUGAAAUCCCAGUCCCAAUUGAAGAGUGCAGAUAUGUUAGGGACGUAUACCAGAUGUUCCUUCCUUGGCCUAAACACUUAAUUCUAACAACCAAGGGUCCACUCGCUCAACCGCCCUCAAGACGUGAUGCGUCGAAGGGGAAAGCUCCGAUGCUUUCUCCACAAGGCGGUGGUGCACGGGAAGAUGACUUGUUCACGGAAGAGAAGAUGGCGUUGAUCCCUAAUUCGCUAAAAUGGAUGAUUCAUGAAUUCCUGAGGCUCAAAGAUAAACGUGAUAUAAUCACAAUUCCUGUCCCCCGAGGAUUCAUUGCACCGCGUACCCAGAUCACGUUAUCUGGAGAGGAUUUGCAGCAGGUUGCUACGUGUGACUACAUCGGCAACCAGGGAAUGCUGUUUGGAAUGAUGCACAUAUGGGAGAGCAUCAACGGUCUGAGGAAAACUUUCAAGUUUUACGACCCAGAGCUUCUCGUAGUGCAUGGGAACACUGAUGAAGAAAAGAGUCAGUCGUUUGACGAUGCGGCAAGACGAUUGGCUAAUUGGUUAUCAUUAAUGAAUAACAACCACCAAAUGUUCUUUAUUCCUUGAAAUAUCGGGAUGCAUUGGACGCUAGUGGUGGUUACGCCAAGGAAAAUUAUUCAUUUAAACCCUGUAAAAGGCUACCCAAUUCCCGAAGUAAUAGAACAAAUAAUCGGAAGGGCAUUCAUGUAUAUAGGGAACGCACAUGAGUAUCUUGGCCCGUGGCUAGGAAUUAACCAAGCAAACUGUCCAAGACAACCUAAAAACCAAGAAUGUGGUUUUUAUGUUUUGAAAUAUAUCACUGACAUCGUCGCACGUGCAAACCCCAGCCGUUACAUACAAGAUCAAAAAGUUUUUGGGGGUAAGAAGCAAUACGAUCCAAAAACUGAAUUGUUACCACUACAACAAAAGUGGAUAGAACAAUUGAUGGCGGUGAUUCACG